Molecule: messenger RNA, 2664 nt
Organism: Knipowitschia caucasica
Lineage: Eukaryota; Metazoa; Chordata; Actinopteri; Gobiiformes; Gobiidae
Source: the annotation of a GenBank genome assembly
AUGGACGCCAGUGAGUGUGACCUGGAGGACCGACCACACCCCCAACAGGACUGCGCCAUGUCCCAGUGUCCCUCCCCCCGCCCUGACCCUCGACUCCCCCCGUCCUCCCCCAACAGCAACACAAGGAACAGUCUUCCCCACAACCAGGCUCACCAGUGGAGGACCGGACCCUGGGGCGCGUGCUCCAGUACGUGUGCGGGUGGCUUCCAGCGCCGCGUGGUGGUGUGUCAGGACGAGAACGGUUAUCCGGCCAACAGCUGCGAGGAGCACAGCCGGCCCGGCGAGCAGCGCUCCUGCGAGGCCGGCCCGUGUCCUCAGUGGAUCUACGGCGACUGGGGCGAGUGCACCAAGACCUGUGGCGGCGGCGUCAAGACAAGACUUGUGGUUUGUCAGCGUCCAAACGGCGAGCGUUUCAAUGACCUGAGCUGUGAGAUCCAUGACAAGCCCCCGGACCGGGAGCAGUGCAGUACUCAGCCCUGCCCCUCCGGCCCCCACUGGAGCACAGGCCCCUGGAGCUCGUGUGGGAACGACCGCUCCUGCACCUCCUGCUCCUGCACCUCCUGCUCCUGCACCUCCUGCUCCUGCACCUCCUGCUCCUGCACCUCCUGCUCCUGCACCUCCUCCGGCUCCUCCUGCACCUGCACCUCCUGCUCCUCCUGCACCUGCACCUCCUGCUCCUGCACCUCCUGCUCCUGCUCCCUGCACCUCCUGCUCCUGCACCUCUGCUCCUGCACCUCCUGCUCCUGCACCUCCUGCUCCUGCACCUCCUGCUCCCUGCACCUCCUGAUCCAUGCACCUCCCUGCACCUCUCACUCCCAGCACCUCCCGCUCCUUUCUGCACCUCCCGCUCCUCCCUGCUCUUCCUGCUCCCUGCACCUCCCCCUCCUCCCUACACCUCCCGCUCCUCCCUACACCUCCCCCUCCUCCCUGCACCUCCCCCUCCUCCCUACACCUCCCCCUCCUCCCUGCACCUCCCCCUCCUCCCUGCACCUCCCGCUCCUCCCUACACCUCCCGCUCCUCCCUACUCUUCCUGCUCCUCCCUACACCUCCCCCUCCUCCCUGCACCUCCCCCUCCUCCCUGCACCUCCCCCUCCUCCCCUACACCUCCCCCUCCUCCCUGCACCUCCCGCUCCUCCCUGCACCUCCCGCUCCUCCCUGCACCUCCCGCUCCUCCCUGCUCUUCCUGCUCCUGCUCUGGAGAGAUGUGCUCUGCGUCUUGUGGACGGGGCUCCAAGUUCCGGAAGGUGAAUUGUGUGACUGGAUCUGGGCGUAGUGUUGCGGAUCAGAACUGCCUGCAUCUCUCUGCAAAGCCCGGCAGGGAGAGGCGCUGCAGAGGAGCACAGUGCCCCAGGUGGUCCGCGGGGGACUGGGAGGAGUGCUCAGUGAAAUGUGGAGAUGGGAUCCAGCGUCGGGAGGUCUUCUGUCAAACUGGAGACCUGCGCAGCCCGGUGGAGACCGACUGUUCCCCUCACACCAGACCUGCCUCCAGCCAGAGCUGCCGUGGGGAAGACUGCCCAUCAGUCUAUCGCUGGAGAGAGGGCCAGUGGCAGGCAUGCAGUCAAUCCUGCGGCUCCGGCCUCCGUCAGCGGGCUCUACAGUGUGUGGACGAUCAGGGGAAGGAGGUGCAUGAGGUGUACUGUGUAAACCAAAUCAAACCGCCACAUGUGGAGAGCUGCAACCCUCACGCCUGCGAGUACAUGUGGGUCACUGGGGACUGGUCUCAGUGCUCCGUGAGCUGUGGGCGGGGCUAUCGCCAUCGCCUUGUGUCCUGCAGUGAGGCCCAUACGGAAAAGGGCAACUAUGAAUACAGCCCCCAGUCCCUGUCCAGCUGCCCAGACACCCCCCCGGAGAGCUACACGCCCUGUGACACUGCCCCCUGUGGACACAUGCAGGAAUGGAGGGUCGGGAGCUGGGGACAAUGUUCUGUGAGCUGUGGAGUCGGUGUCAUGAGGAGAACCGUGAAGUGUGUGGAAGCAGACGGAAAACAAAGCCAUCGAUGCUCCGCAGACGUCAUGCCGGACUCGAAGAAGUCCUGCACAAACCAUCAGACAUGCAUUUGGCCUCAGCGCUGCCUGGACGUCCGCCGCCGCAGUGGACCCCUCCCUGACAGUGAGCACGUUCUCCACAUCCAAGGAAAAGCACUCAAGGUCUACUGUGCAGGAAUGCAGACGGAGAUGCCUCAGGAGUAUAUCUCCCUGACAACUGGGGAACGGGAGAAUUUCUCUGAGAUCUUUGGCUUUAGACUCAAAGAUCCAACGCUUUGUCCAGCGAACAGUUCAAACAGAGAAGAUUGUGAUUGUCGCAAAGAUUACACGGCUGCUGGACUGACCACCUUCUCCAAAGUCCGCCUUGAUAUAAGCACCAUGACUAUCAUCACUACAGAUUGGCUUUUCGCCUUCACUCGAGGAGGACAGAAAAUUCCGUUUGCAACAGCUGGUGACUGCUUCAGUUCCAGCCGCUGCCCACAGGGGCAGUUUCGGCUUAACCUCUCAGGAACUGGGUUUAAAGUGGCGGAUAACAACUCCUGGAUAUCUCAUGGCAACUAUGCAGUGGCUGAUAUACAGAAGUCACCGGAUGGCAGCAGAGUGUCAGGAGUGUGUGGAGGCUACUGUGGUAAAUGUACUCCUUCUGCAGUCUCCCGUUUGCCCGUGGCAGUGCAGUAG